Messenger RNA from Rangifer tarandus platyrhynchus (Svalbard reindeer), 1278 nucleotides. The record is from the annotation of a GenBank genome assembly. Lineage: Eukaryota; Metazoa; Chordata; Mammalia; Artiodactyla; Cervidae.
AUGGGGGAGGACGCUGUACAGGCUGAAAAGUUCCAGCACCCAGGCCCCAACAUGCGGCCGGAGAAGCCGGCCGGCUCCAGUCCGGUGCCGUCCUCCACGCCGAGCCCCAGCCUGCAUCUGGGGAGCACGGAGGAAGCCAUCCGGGACAGCGCGCAGGUGAACGCUGUCACGGUGCUCACGCUCCUGGACAAGCUGGUGAACAUGCUCGACGCCGUGCAGGAGAACCAGCAUAAGAUGGAGCAGCGGCAGAUCAGCCUGGAGGGCUCGGUGAAGGGUAUCCAGAACGACCUCACCAAGCUCUCCAAGUACCAGGCCUCCACCAGCAACACGGUGAGCAAGCUGCUGGAGAAGUCGCGCAAGGUUAGCGCGCACACGCGGGCCGUCAAGGAGCGCAUGGACAGGCAGAGCGCGCAGGUGAAGCGGCUGGAGAACAACCACGCCCAGCUCCUCCGGCGCAACCACUUCAAAGUGCUCAUCUUCCAGGAAGAAAAUGAGAUCCCUGCCAGUGUGUUUGUGAAAGAGCCAGUUUCCAGCCCAGGAGAAGGGAAGGAGGGGGAGCAUGCCGAUGAAAACAAGUCCCUGGAGGAAACUCUGCACACAGUGGACCUCUCAUCCGAUGAUGAAUUGCCCCAGGAUGAGGAGGCCCUGGAAGACAGCGCAGAAGAAAAGAUGGAAGAGAGCAGGGCAGAGAGAAUAAAAAGAUCCAGUCUCCGGAAAGUGGAUAGCCUCAAAAAGGCAUUUUCUCGCCAGAACAUUGAGAAGAAGAUGAACAAGCUGGGGACAAAGAUCGUAUCUGUAGAGAGGAGAGAGAAGAUUAAGAAAUCUCUCACUUCCAAUCACCAGAAAAUAUCCUCAGGGAAAAGCUCCCCCUUCAAGGUCUCUCCUCUCACUUUUGGGCGAAAGAAAGUCCGAGAGGGAGAAAGCCCGGCAGAGAAUGAGACCAAAUCAGAAGACAUGCCCAGCAGUGAGAUGGCAAAUGACUACGAGGAGAGCUCGUUUGCAGAGGGUCCUUCCGAAGCGUCUCUCACCGGUGCCCUGGUGGAAGGGAAGAGCCUGGAGGGGGAUGCUGGGACCGCGGCCUCGAGAGGGAGUGACUCGGCCAUGGACAGCAACGUCGACUUGACUAUUGUGGAAGAUGAAGAAGAGGAGUCAGUGGUCCUGGAACAGGCGCAGCAGGUGCGCUAUGCGGGAGAGCACGUGCUAGCCUCCCACGAGGCAGAGCAGUCGGAGGAGGAGCCCGUGCAGCCAGCUGUGCUCCAGGUGGACCAGACUGCUUAA